Molecule: messenger RNA, 1179 nt
Organism: Helianthus annuus (common sunflower)
Lineage: Eukaryota; Viridiplantae; Streptophyta; Magnoliopsida; Asterales; Asteraceae
Exons: 4
Coding region: 1-1179 (392 amino acids)
Biological process (GO): DNA transposition
Molecular function (GO): zinc ion binding; transposase activity; DNA binding
Source: RefSeq, a predicted model, not a curated record
AUGAAGGGGCCAUUCCCUGGUCAACUAUUGACUGCUGUGGCUAUGGAUCCCAAUAAUGGGAUCUACCCACUGGCAUAUGCUAUAGCUGAGGCAGAGUCAAAAGAUUCCUGGACAUGGUUCUUGGAUCUUUUAAGGGAUGAUCUUGAAUUACCUGUGAAUGCCAAUUUCAUUUUCAUCUCAGAUAGGCAGAAAGGAAUCAUCCCAGCCAUUGCUGCUGUCUUCCCUAGUGUAGAACACAGAUAUUGUGUUAGACACAUUCAUCAGAAUUUCAGGUUACAAUGGAGGGGAAAGGCAUACAAGGACAUGUUGUGGGCCAUAGCUACAGCCACUACAGUUCAGCAGUUCCAAGACAAAAUGGAGGAAAUGAGAUUGAUGAACCCUGAUGCUCAUCACUAUCUAAGCCAAAUUCCAGCAGUUCAUUGGACAAGAAGUCACUUUUCAGGUAGGGCUAAGACUGAGGUGUUGUUAAAUAAUUUGUGUGAGGUGUUUAAUGCAAGAUUGGUGGAUGGUAGGGAUAAGCCCAUUAUCCGUGCUCUUGAAUAUGUUAGAGAGUAUUGCAUGAAAAGGAUUGUCAAUGUGCUGAAGGUUAUUGCUAAGACUGAUGGUGUGUUGACUCCAAAAGCUGCUGAGCAUUUUGAGCUUGUCAAAAAACAUGCAACCAAUUUAAUUGUGCAGUGGAAUGGUGGUCCUAAGUAUCAAGUUAGUUGUAAUUUGGGUGAAAGAUAUGGAGAGCAGUUUGUUGUGGAUGUCAUUGAGAGGACCUGCACAUGCAGGAAAUGGGAAAUAAGGGGCAUGCCUUGUACACAUGUUGUUGCCACCAACUGGGAUAUGGCUGCAAAUGGUUUGAAGGUUGACAUACCAGAGAGAUGGGUGGAUGAGUGCUAUUGGUUGUCUACAUGGAAGAAGGUAUACUCUUACAAAAUAGGCCCAAUCAAUGGAAGAAGCAUGUGGCCUAGGGCACGUUGUAGUACAAAACUCCUUGAACCAAUGUACCACAAACCUGUUGGCAGACCAAGGAAGAUGAGAAGAAAGGAUGAAAUGGAGAAGGAAGAUAGCAUGGUUAAAGAUGGCAAGUUGAGUAGGAAAUGGAAGAAAGUGACAUGUGGAAGCUGUGGAGGAAAAGGUCACAAUAAAAGAAGGUGCACCGGACAAGGCUCAACUGCUGCUCAAUCUAGUUAA